AUGGAUCUUAUUCCGGCAUUGGAGGACAUUGACUGUUGGCGAUUGGCGUCCGCAGUACGUCACUUGACCUCGCUUCUCAUCGAACCGGGAGUUUCCGUAGAGUCAUCCGUGGUCGAUGAAAAUCACAAUUCGUGUGCUCUGCGAUCACCCCUGCCCGGCUAUGAGAACCGCUUGCAUCACCGGCUAUGGGAACAGAUGAAUCAUGCGGAAGGUUCGUGA
Echinostoma caproni is the source of this 219-nucleotide messenger RNA. Lineage: Eukaryota; Metazoa; Platyhelminthes; Trematoda; Plagiorchiida; Echinostomatidae. The record is from the annotation of a GenBank genome assembly.